Messenger RNA from Schizosaccharomyces cryophilus OY26, 4015 nucleotides. Its product is annotated as nuclear export factor. The record is from RefSeq and is a predicted model, not a curated record. Gene Ontology annotation, biological process: mRNA export from nucleus. Bases 1615 to 2979 code for a protein of 454 amino acids. The transcript is spliced from 4 exons. Lineage: Eukaryota; Fungi; Ascomycota; Schizosaccharomycetes; Schizosaccharomycetales; Schizosaccharomycetaceae. Gene Ontology annotation, cellular component: nucleus; transcription export complex 2; cytoplasm.
CAACAAGAGAGGAAAAGGAAACAAAUAGAGAAGGAAAGGAGGUGAAAGCGAGGAAGCAGACUAUUGCACUGUAAAAAAUUCGCAGGAAGUAAGGGUUAUAGAGUGAUUAUUUUUGGAGGAGAAAGAGAAAAGAAGGAGAACGAAAAAGAACGGUAGUUGGUGGAUUGAGCUCUUUUUUUGUUCCUGGAGAGAAAACGACUAGGAGUUAACUAAGAGAUAAUCUGAUAGCGAUGAGCAAUCCCCAAAACAAACACCCACAAUCUGAUGAUAGGUAAAUUCAGGAUGAAAGAGUAGACAAAACCAAUGAUUCUUUUGUUAGUUGAUUCAUGACUGGAAUCGCUUCUCGUUUGUUUCAAUGAAUUGUUUGUUUACUGGGUAGAAACCAUCCUGUUCUGCUACAAGAGUAUGUGACAGAGAUGGCAUCGUAUUACUCCAGUAUUGUAGGUAACCUCUUUCUAAGGAAAAAUCCAUUUGGCUUAUAUAUUUGUUUGCUUGUUCAUCGGGUAGUACAGUUCAAUGAAAAAGGGAAAGAAAAAAAAGAGACAGAGCGAACUACACACAAGCGAAAAGGAAUCGACGAAUUCUUAACUAAAACAAAAAUUAUGGUAAUUUCUUGAGAUUGGGAUUGGAAGUGCUGGUUCGUAUUGGUUGCAUGCUUUUUCGCAUACCUGAACCGUUUUAGUCUGAAGAAACAUUUGGAAGCACCUUUUUAUUUCCAUUUUACAAUUGGUAAUUGGUGACAAAUGUUAUAACUAUCCUUAUCGUUGUCAUAUCCACGUUUUCUACCAAAUCGAGGGUUUGUUUACGAUCCCGAAAGUAUGUAUCUUUCGACUCGAAUUUCUGUUUUCAAACAUUACUUGUAGUAAUUUGAAAGAAAAACUAAGGAGAAAGAGAAAAAAAGCGAUCCAAGAACGAGAGCCGCAUGUUGAUUAUUUAGACAAAAACUUUGAUGGCAUCAGCUAAACACUCAGGCAAACACGUCUUACUCAUUUGGUCUUUUUCGUAUUAGAUGCGAUUCAUCCUUCAGUUUUUAUUUUCUGAAGGCUUUUUGUUCAUCGUUCGGCGAAUCCUUGCUGAAGAAUUGCCGUGCAUACGUAUAAACAAUGAAAAUUUGCUUUCUAGCCCGGGUUUUUCAUGCUUUAAGUUCUUUCUAUUAAGUUUAUCUUCUUAGCCCUUUCGAAUGAUCUUACAAUUCAUUCUGCCUAAUGAUAAUACGACACCAAGGAACCUACCACCGAGUUCUCCCAUACUUUUUUCAAACAUUUUUCUUUUCUUUUCCAUUUUCAUUUAUUUUUAUUUUUAUUUCCUUCUAUAGACCGUAUGAGCAGUAGGAAAAAAAAAAGCCACCUACAUCAGCUGAAUCCAUACCACCUGUUCCCAAGCUCUAUUCUCUAUAGAACUUGAAACCAUCUCAAUUGUUUCGUAUUUUUCAUCGGUAAUUAUUUAUAAUCUCAUUUUAACUUUUCUUUUUGGAUUUACUCGCUUUCCUAGACUUCUUCUAUUAUUUGACGCAGUUCAUACUUGGCUGUCUCAUACAAUAAGUGGUGUCUUCUCAUCUAUCAUAAUUGUAUGUUAUCUAGAAAAUUUUUUUUUAGAAAUAAUUAGGAACUGUAUAUGAUUUCUACGAAAAAAGCAAAAUCGCGACCUAAACCACCCAUGGACCGAUCGGAUUCUGUUAAACGUCGGGCUGCAAGAUCAGCUCGUUUUUCUUCGGGGACUGAUUUGAAAUUCCAAGCUUUGCAAAAAAAAAGGAUUAAAGAACAAGAAGUAUUUGAAGCUCGACAAUCCAAGCAUUGGAAAGAAAGCACUAUUUUGGUCGGCACUUGUACUCAAAUGUGUCCAGAAUUUGAAGUUGCCGAAAGAACGAUUCAAAAGUCCAUCCAUCCAUAUGAAAGACAUCCAGAAACACAACAGCCUAAUCCCAAUUUUACUGUCAAAGCAUACCAUCGACCUGCUGCUGGAAAAGGUCCCAUUUUACCUUCCGACGUUCGACCUCCAGCCAUUUUGAAAAAAACAACUGAAUACCUUUUUCGAGAAAUAUUGGGAAAACAUCAUCUCCCUGAGGCUCACGCGUUUGUGCGUGAUCGGACUCGCGCUGUACGUCAGGAUUUUUCUGUUCAAUCUUCCUUUACCGACGAAUCAAUACAUUGUCAUGAACUUAUUGCUCGAUUUCACAUCGUUUCGUUGCAUGAACUGAAGGAUCAACCGGCAUUUAGUUGUCAACAAGAAAUUGAGCAAUUAUCAAAAGUUCUCUAUACCCUUGGGCAGUUGUAUGAUUACAAUUGGUUAAAAAACCGAGUUAGUCUGCAUGAACCCGAGUUUCGCGCGUAUAUGGUUUUGCUAAGCUUAGGUGAUCCAGCAAUAUCUAUGGAGACGUUAACGUGGUCUGCAGAGAUUUUAGAAAAGCCAAUUGUCCGAACGGCGUUGACCCUUCAUUCUUAUGCACAAAGAAAUAAUCAUACUGAGCAAAAAUCAAAAAAUAUUGAUUUGUCUUUGAUAUCUUCUAUUAACACUGAAGGUGCUCCGAAUUUCUAUACAAGGUUUUUCAAAGUUACUAAAAGUUUUAAAACUACCUUUUUGAUGGCUUGCAUAAUAGAUUUGUUUCUUCCUUCUAUACGUACCGGUGCGUUGAAGGCAAUGAAAAAGUCAUAUCUUUCAGCUCAUGCUAAUAUUCCUUUUACUGACCUCUCGCGAAUUCUUUCUGUUCCUUAUGAUGAGGAUCUCAUAAAAAUUUGUAAGAGUCAUGGUCUUCAAAUUGCGUUUAAGGGCGAGCAACCGGUGUCGGUGGCUUUGAAUAAAAGAAUAUUAAUACAUGAUCCUUUACCAAUGGACAAUCAAUUCUCAUAUAUCGCUAAUACCAAACACCCUCGCAUACCAAUUUCAAAUAUCAUAUGCGUUGCAACUGAUAAUGUAAAGCUACAGAGGCGUCAUUCAAAGAAAUACAAAAGAAGUGCUCUUUUAAACACGGGUCCAAGUUAGGAAGUUUUCAUAUUCAGGUCUCCUUGUUUGUUGUUUACGGUUUUAAUCUGGGAUAUUUAAAUUAUUAUUGAAUUUAAACCACGCUUUAAGAACACAUCAAUUUAAUGGGCAUUGUAAGGCCUAGCAAACCAAUAAAAAGUCCUUUCUAUGAAGAUGAAGAUGAAAAUCCAAGUAAUAAUCAAAGGUAAGACAACAUUAUUAAAGAGUGUCUAAUGCUUUUGACGUAUCUAUUUUAUCUACUAAAUUCAUAAUUUGAGAAUGAACUGCCUCCACGCUAGUAGAAGCAUCCAAGGUGAUAAAAGCCAUGCCUUCUUCCAUAUAUUCGCGUUCAAUUCGUUCAAAGUUUUUCUCAACCUUUUUCUGUAUUUCUACUUUUUCGUAACGCUCCUCUCCAUACUGCCCGCGUUUUGCAGCAAUCUCAGGACGAACAUGCAAAAAAAUAACUAGAUCUGGACGUGGUAAACCACGAUCAGGGCUCUUGCACCAUUCCCAAUUGAGUCCCUAAGAGAGUUAGUACAAUGUUUUCCAUAGGGCGUACAAUUUUGGUAGGGCAACAUACUUUGGCUGCAGAGAAAGCAAUUCCAGAAAAGGCAUACCGAUCUAAAAUGCACGUUGUUCCUGAUUGAAUUUUUGAUUGGAUAUCUUCAAUAACUUCCCAUCUGUUUGCGGAGAAAAGUAAGUGAAUGACUUGAUCGCUAAGCUGACUAGUUUCUUUCAAAUAUGAGUCAAUUUUCUUGCCAAUAGCAGUAGUUCGAUCUAAAUAUUAGCAAAAACUUCCAUGUAAAAUUCAACUUUAGAGAAAUAUACCUGGAAAUUUAUAGAGCUGGACCCUUUUGCCUUUUGCUUGCAAAUCUUCCAGUAAUAAUUGGCACUGAGUAGAUUUUCCUGAGCGAUCUAACCCUUCAAUAACAAUUAAAGAGCCUCUAUUUUGAAUACUCAUCACCAAAAGUUUAAGUUUGUAAUGUUAGUUAUUUUGAGACAGUCAGACCCGUAAGGACUAUAUAAUAAAAAAAAUAAAAAGAACUUGAAAAAGAAC